AUGGGCAUGCACAUCAAGGAGGUGUGUCUGAAAUCACAACGAUCUGCUAAAGCGUUGUCCGCAAUACUGCCAAACGUUCGGGGCCCAAUACCAGCAAAGAGAAGAGUGUUAGCAUAUGCGUGCCAGAAUAUUAAUAUGUAUGGAGCACCUGUGUGGAACGAAGCAACCAAUAUGCACGUAAAUAAAAAAAGACUUGAAGGUGCACAGAGAGUCAUGGCUUUGAGGGUCUACUCGGCGUAUCGGACAACUUCAACUGAGGCAGCCUUGGUGAUAUCGGGUCUGGUGCCCUUGCAUCUUCUCUCAAGAGAAAGAGAACGACUCUUUCUAAACGGUGAAGUACAAACCAGGGCAAGCAGAGAGAUGGAGAGAAACCGCACAGUGCAGCAGUGGCAGGCAGAAUGGGAAGCAUCACAAAAAGGAAGAUGGACAUAA
Sitophilus oryzae (rice weevil) is the source of this 432-nucleotide messenger RNA. RefSeq lists its product as uncharacterized. The transcript has a single exon. The record is from RefSeq and is a predicted model, not a curated record. NCBI's taxonomy places the organism in Eukaryota, Metazoa, Arthropoda, Insecta, Coleoptera, Curculionidae. The coding region runs from base 1 to 432 and encodes 143 amino acids.